Messenger RNA from Caenorhabditis remanei, 489 nucleotides. RefSeq lists its product as uncharacterized. Gene Ontology annotation, cellular component: cytoplasm. The record is from RefSeq and is a predicted model, not a curated record. Gene Ontology annotation, molecular function: ethanolamine kinase activity; choline kinase activity. The transcript has 5 exons. Bases 1 to 489 code for a protein of 162 amino acids. NCBI's taxonomy places the organism in Eukaryota, Metazoa, Nematoda, Chromadorea, Rhabditida, Rhabditidae. Gene Ontology annotation, biological process: phosphatidylethanolamine biosynthetic process; CDP-choline pathway.
AUGCGCCCAAUUGAGAAAUUAUUCACCGAGAAUGAACCAGAUUCUGAUAUUAUUCUUGAAAAAGUAAUUCAGUUGGGCUCUGAUUUUAUUGGUGGAGAAUGGAAGACUGUUAAGAAAAGCCAAGUGAAUGUAUCCAGGAUUUUAGGUGGACAAUCUAAUCAUAUGUUUCAUGUGACGUCUUCUACUUCUGCUACCGAAUAUCUCUUGAGAAUUCAUCGUCAAGGAGACAGUCAUGUAUUCACAGACACUGUUAAUUUUGCCAUUUUUUCUGAACGAGGACUCGGUCCAAAACUAUACGGAUUCUUCGAGGGAGGACGAAUGGAAGAGUUUUUGCCAAGUAAAACAUUAGACUCUGAUCGUAUUCUGGAAGCAGAAAUUUCUCGAAAAGUCGGGGCAUCGUUUCCUCGUUAUCAUGCAAUUGAUGUUCCCGUUUCAAAGGAAAGACGAUGUUUUCAAAUUAUGAGAGAAUCAUUAAAAGAAUACGAGUAA